Molecule: messenger RNA, 1347 nt
Organism: Bombyx mori (domestic silkworm)
Lineage: Eukaryota; Metazoa; Arthropoda; Insecta; Lepidoptera; Bombycidae
Exons: 3
Coding region: 359-1111 (250 amino acids)
Molecular function (GO): transmembrane monodehydroascorbate reductase activity; heme binding
Source: RefSeq, a predicted model, not a curated record
ACAAUUAAAUCUUCAUCCUGGAGGGUGGCUCCCUUAUAACCAUAAAUAGUAAAGAACAAGGCAUGGAAACAGUAGCAACAACUGUGGAGUUGACAUAAGACUGCAGAUUUGCGAAACAGAAAUUUUGCAAGAGUGUGGAUCGCAGGCCUAAUCAAAAACACAAACUUAUAUAAUUUGCAAGUUUAUUCACAACGUUACCUUAUCGCAGAAUAGAUUAUAUCACUCAUGUAAGCUACUUAAAAUCGAUAUAAUUAUCUCAUCCGUAUGGUACGUUAAAAACGAAAUUAUAUACGUCAAUUUUCAUUUAGCUCUCUAGCGAGCCACAAGUGCGAAAGUUAGUGUUCGUAUAUCUACAAUCAUGCCGCCAAAUAUUAUCGACCCGCCAAUUCAAGCUGAUCCAGAAUUUGCUGCUGCUAAACCAGCAAUUUCACACGCCAUCCCAGAUAAUGUUGUGGAAGAAAAUGAUAAUUUAAAAAUAUUCCAGUCUUCGUUAAGUUUAAUAGCUCACAUACUAAUUGGUGUAGUUACUGGAAUCUCAAUUCUAUUUUCAUUGCGGAAUGGACUUCCUAUAGGUGCCACGCCACUUCAUAUUAUACUUUGUGUCAUUGGGUAUCAACUGCUCAUGGCCCAAGCCAUUAUAAUUCUGUCAUCGGAAAGUGGGUGGUCAUCACGACUCAAACUAGUUCACAAAAGAAGAAUUCAUUGGAUCGUACAAAUCGUUGGAUCUGUUCUUGCUAUUGUUGGGAGUUUCAUUAAAAUCCUAGACAAAAAUAUACACUGGAACACAUACCACGGACAAUUCGCGCUCGUUGCUAUGGUUUUUACGGCCGUCAGUUUGGUAAACGGAUUGACAUCUUUGUACGCAUAUGAACUAAGGAAGUUCCUGCCAAGCAAUCUAUCCAAACUGAGUCACAUUUGUUUCGGAAUAGUCGCCUUUGCUGCUUCUUCCAUUAGCCUAUGCUAUGGUUUCGAUAAAAACUUCUUCAUAAAUUGGGCCACUCUUGAAUUCACUUAUACUAUAAUCGCUUUUACUGCGGCAUUCACAUUUAUCAUCAUAAUCAAUCCUUUCAUAACUUUCUAUCGUAAAUCAAGGAGCAUUAUCACCAGUUAGUUGGAACAUCAAUUAUGGUGUAAACAGCAUUACUUAUCAUGUAUAAGAAAUUCAUAAAUCGGUAAAAGCAAAUAUUAUAUGUAUUCCAGAAAGCAACUAUAAGAUGAUCUGAUAGAGACCUUUUACUUUAUGUUAUUUAUUAAACCAUUACCGUUAAGAACACAUAAUCAGAUUCGUAUUCAUAAUUUUAAUGUAUGAUAGCGAAAUAAUUAAGAGAAAUAAAUUUUUAAAAAUUG